CGAUCUCGUUCCCCACGUCGCGAACGCCGCUCCUACUCUCCUCGCGACAGAUCCCGUGAGACUCGCCGUCGUUCCCCUGGAGGUGCAGGUGGAGGCCACAAUUCGAACUCAUACCGGGCUGGGUCUAGUGGUGCUAGUGGACCAGCCAGCAAGGACAAUAUGAUGGCCAACGUCAAAGAGAACUCUCAACAGGACCGUCGUGUCUAUGUCGGAAACUUGAGUUAUGAUGUCAAAUGGCAUCAUCUCAAAGACUUCAUGCGCCAAGUCAUCUACGCCGAUGUGCUACUUCUUCCGAAUGGAAUGUCUAAGGGAUGUGGUAUUGUCGAGUAUGCUACUCGUGACCAAGCGCAACAGGCGGUCAACACUUUGUCGAACCAGAACUUGAUGGGGCGUCUAGUCUACGUUCGCGAGGACCGCGAGCCAGAGCCUCGCUUUUCUGCACCUAGCCGCGGUGGUAUGGACGGUGGAAUGGGCCGUGGCGGCUACGGAGGUGGAGGCGGUGGCUAUGGAGGCCCUCCUAGCGGUGGCCCACCUGGUGGCGCUCGCCAGAUCUACAUCUCCAACCUUCCCUACAAUGCUGGGUGGCAAGACCUGAAAGACCUGUUUCGCCAGGCAGCAAACACCGGAGGCGUUAUUCGAGCCGACGUCCAUAUGACGCCCGACGGCCGUCCAAAGGGAACUGGUAUCGUCGCAUUUGAGACUGUCGAGGACGCCCAAGCAGCGAUUGCUCAGUUCAAUGGCUACGAUUGGCAAGGUAGACAACUCGAGGUUCGAGAAGAUCGAUUUGCCGGCUCUGGCGGUGGCUUUGGCGGCCGCGGAGGCUUUGGUGCCCGUGGAGGUUUCGGCGGAGGUUUCGGAGGGGGCCGCGGUGGCUUUGGCGGCCGUGGAGGCUUCGGAGGAGGCCGUGGAGGUUACGACGGUGGGUCGGGCUUUGGUGGAGGCCGUGGCGGCUACGGAGGUGGUGCUGGUGGCUACGGGGGUGCUCCUGGUGGUUCUAGCUACGGUGCAGGACCUUCCAACCCACCGAACCCUUUCACUGACUUCGCUGGCCCCAACGGAGAGCCUGGCCCGCUUAUCUUCGUCCGAAAUCUUCCUUGGUCUACCAGCAACGAGGACCUGGUUGAACUAUUCACUACGAUCGGCAAAGUCGAGCGCGCUGAAAUCCAGUACGAGGGCAGUGGUCGCUCACGUGGCACCGGUGUAGUGGAGUUCGAUUCCACGGAGAAUGCUGAAACCGCCAUCUCCAAAUUCACCGGAUACCAGUACGGUGGUCGCCCUCUUGGUCUUUCGUUCGUUCGCUACAGCAAUGUUGCUGGUAACGGUGACGCCAUGGAAGGCACCGAGUCAACCGCUGGCCUUACUCAGGAUCAGAUUAUGUGAGACCCACGUUCUGUGCUAGCUCGCUCGGUCGAGAUUCUGGGCAUUUUCCGAAUGCUUCAGAGCCACCCAGGCCGCCAAUUAUUGACUGGACCUUGUCGUCCACAAUGUCUGAUUUCAAAAGCGCUU
Molecule: messenger RNA, 1506 nt
Organism: Pseudovirgaria hyperparasitica
Lineage: Eukaryota; Fungi; Ascomycota; Dothideomycetes; Acrospermales; Acrospermaceae
Product: RNA-binding domain-containing protein
Exons: 9
Coding region: 160-1380 (406 amino acids)
Cellular component (GO): nucleus; cytoplasm
Molecular function (GO): mRNA binding
Source: RefSeq, a predicted model, not a curated record